Messenger RNA from Hyaloscypha bicolor E, 2563 nucleotides. RefSeq lists its product as uncharacterized. NCBI's taxonomy places the organism in Eukaryota, Fungi, Ascomycota, Leotiomycetes, Helotiales, Hyaloscyphaceae. The transcript has 6 exons. The record is from RefSeq and is a predicted model, not a curated record. Bases 91 to 2451 code for a protein of 786 amino acids.
ACGCAGUCUCUGGCCGCAAGGCUGGCAGCCGGACCGCCCCUGCUAUUGUUAUAACUCCGCGCUUCUUUCUUCGCCAGUGGUCCAUCGAAAAUGGCACCAGCCUCUUCCCACGAUUCCCACAAUGACUUGAACCAUUUCGACAACUCCUUCGACGACUUGUUUAAUUUCGAAGCAGCCACUGAUGGUGGCAUUGGCCCCACGGAAUGGGCAUGUUCCGUCCCUCAUGCAGCCAGUUCCUUGGAAACCUCUUUCAUACCGAGGACAACACAGGUCGAGGAUGUCUCCAUGCGCCUAAACGACCAUCACCUAACACAUUGUGACCAAGGGUAUCUCGACGAUGGCGACCUUUUGGAAGCCUCAGAGGGAACUUCGUACAAUCCUGGGGGCUCCUUCGACUCAUGGAGCAACUCUCAUAUGAAUUCAAAUCCCCUUGGCGACGACUUCCCAGGCAACUAUGACCAGGAUUCUUCAGAGCAGCUUCAGAACUAUACUUUCAACCCAACCGGCCCUGCUCCGCGCCCCCGCGACAGCAACUUUCCUGGAUUUGGGAACGCGAUAUCUGUUCUUGAGUACAAUAUUCCCGAAGACUUCUCAAUUCGAACUCCACAGACUACUGGCUCUUCCCCCUCCCCAGUUUCUCAAACUCCAGUUCCCUCUCUUGACCGGGAGGCUAUUGCUCAGAGACAUGUUUUCAUUCCCUUGACAGAGGGUCAGGAUAGGCCACGACUCAUGUCGACUUACCCCAGUAUUGCAAUAAGAGGCAUUUAUGCUGUUGGAACCAAUAGCAACUCUGCUCAGGAGACGAACUCGCAAUAUACCAAAGCCCUGUAUACCUGCCUCGAUCUUCUUGAAGAACCUUCAUUACAUGUUAGACUAGACUCUCAUGGGCCCAUCGCCAACGCCGAUUUGUACGCCGACCACCCCAACACGACUCCCCCGGUGGAAAAUAUACCGCUACCUUCAAAUCUCGUUGCCACUUCCUGCUUUGACAAUGGCCAUUCCACUACGAGCCAGCUCCCACAAACUCUGCAAACAGGUUCUGGCUGUUCCGGAAUUAGGGGGAAGGGCGUUGGUAGCACCGGACUGACGAACCCGAGCUACUCCAAGCGCCGACAAAAUCUGCCAAUCCGUCCCGCACCCGAAAAGUCACACCCCAAGGUGAAACACCUUGCCCGUAUACAGCAUGUCUUCGGACCCGAGGAGGCGAUGCCAAGGCGGGGUGAUAGGAGCAAGCUUACUAGUAAAGGGAAGAAAAACGCAAAGGAAGUUCGGCAAAAUGGUGGCUCAUGUGUCGUGUGUAUGAUGAAAAAGCAGACGUGUGACAUAAAAGAAAUAUGCGACUCGUGUCAAGGGAUAGCAUUGGCAAAGGAUCCCCAGCUAGUAGCAAAACACAUCUGCAUUCGCGGCGGCAUACUGGUUUUCCGCCAAAGUUUUAUUGACUUUUAUGAUACGAAGAACAGGCUCGGCUUGUUACUAAGAACACUCCGGGGUCCUUGCCGCACAAUUGUGAUCGGGGGCCGCGUAACAACCAAUGGCACAGAAAGUGUCAUUUUCCCGAAAAAAGUACCACUUAUUGUCCAGGUACGAGAAUACCAGGGUUCCUACCCUAAUAUGAUUUGGUCAGACGGCUCCAUGAGGUCGACAGUUGCGUCCUACGCAAUUGAUGCCAGCACCUUGCCAAGUGCUUCAAAUCUUGACCAAUGGAAAAGAAAUCUCCUUUCUGAAUGUUUCGAGCUGCCUGAGCUUCCAAAUUUUCGACUGCCCAUAAUGGACGAGUUCCUUCUUACAUAUCUGAAUACCCAGCCGGUUCUAGCAUAUCACCACCUCGUGGACUUAACAAUUCGUCUAGUGAACCUCAGCACCUGGUUAUUCGAAGCCCACCCAGUAACACCCUUUGAUAAUGUCAAUAACCCAAGGUCGCCCGUCUUCAAUAUCCAUGAUGACCGAAUCCAAAGACGAUUGUCUGAGGUUGCACGAUCUCAACUCUUGCUAAUCGCCGCAAAGGAUUUCGAAGCCACAGAACAACAAAUCCUCUCUAUAAUUGACGCCGCAAUGAGACCCUUUAGAUGCAAUUCCCAAGAUGCCCUUAUUUUGGGAAUUUGUCUACGGCGCAUCUCACUACUGUAUAGAUUUUCGUUCAAGCGAUUCCCACGCGUCAACAACGCGAAAGUGAUCCGAAAGAGGGAAAAGCCCAAGGCCAUGUAUGAGGCUCUUGGUACUGCUUACAGCCUCGUAUACUGCGGGAAUAAAAAUCCCUUUUCUAUAAAGUGGCGGGCGCAGGACCAUGUCGGCGCUUUAGGGAAUAACAUAGAGUUAUUUGAUCUCUUUCUUGAGGUUGUCGAAGCUGAUAAGCAAUAUUGCCAAGAUAAUCGGGAUGAUGAGGAUGACGCGCAUUUCAACAAACUCUUCUUGGAGAGGAAAGAAGGAGGUGGUCCACGGAAGUGGAGUUGAGAUGGAGAGGGAGGAGUGAAUAUGUGCCUUUAGAAUUCCGAUAUGUGAAGCGAUUCGCGGCGUUAUUACUGUAAUGUAUUAGAGUUUAUAUUCGAGUACCAUUCGCAACGAC